CGCCUCUGAUUUUCGUUAAUGCUUGAACAGGGUGAAAACAUUUCCGAGAGUCGAGUGAAGGCGGCAAGUCAAGAUCUCAGUGCUCGCUAACGUUAUUGACGCCAAAUUCCAGGUUGCUGGCCGAUCAUGCUGACGCGGGAGGGAUCUAUCAUUUUACAUCGGCUUGUCGCUAUUCCACCUUCGACGCAAGGCAAACCAGUAGCGCCCUCUGUGCAACAGACUGGCAUGACCGUGGCAGGCGCUUUCUCGCGAUGUCUCACAAACAUGAUGGGUUGCUCAUCGCGCGGAGAACCUCUCUACGGCCACGAAGUGGGACCACUGACACUCCGGGCUGGAGAUAUUCACCUCGAUUAGAACCUUCUGGAAUGAUGAAUCGGGGUCCUGCUGUGUGGAGUUUAUUCAGAUGAUCUACCUUGGAAACACAUGUUCUUUGCCAGCCCGGGCGCUAACGACUUUCUCAGGAUGCGCUUCCAUGUCUAUUGGGAUAGCUCCAUCUCUGGAGUGGGUCGUCAUUUCCCUUCGCAUCCAUGUCGGUUUCUCGCGCUGCGGGCUGUCCAGGAGAUUCCAUGUCACUCAGAAUAGUGAUGUUCUUUCACGCCCGAUCUUCACCGUGGACUGCUAAAUAAGGAGCUCGCACACGCAAUGGCCCGCGACGGUCUGUUCAAUGGAUGGGUCCGGCUGACCCAGCGGUGCCCCCAUGCAUCGUAUGCGCACCCAUCAGACAUUCUCAUCUAGAUGCCCGGGGGCGGCCAAUCGGUUUCUGCGUUCCAGAUCUUGCUCUCUGACUUGCGGGCUCCAUUCACGAGCGUCAGAGUGGUCGAAGAAUCCGUAGACCUCAUCAGUCAAACCUGGAGCCGACUGCAGUGCGUCGGCUCCUCUUGCCUCCCCUCAAAAUGCUCACUGCGAGAUAGCGUUGCAUAUGGAAUAGAGAUUAUCCGCUGGGAAACUUCUCGACCUCUCCAAGCCCAAUGUUUGCGGGGGUCGGCAGGAGGCGUAUGAUUGUUGCAGCUUCCUUGUGCAAACAGCCUCCAAAAUCAUCGUUCUCUCUGUGAUUCCCACAACGUCGCCUGAGACUUAUCGUUUCGAUUCUGAUAUCGUACUUCGAUCCUCAUGAAUGUAUAGUUACCAUGGCUCUGGUUUGGUCGCUGUAGUGGGUGAAUUGUCAUAUUCAAUUCCACACAUCUCACACGGUGUCGUCGCGCCACUUAGUGUACUUCACACUCUAUAAAAUACGGGUUCCGCAUCCAUGAUACCGAUUCAUCCGGCAUCGUCAACAAUCA
Mycena citricolor is the source of this 1280-nucleotide messenger RNA. The record is from the annotation of a GenBank genome assembly. Lineage: Eukaryota; Fungi; Basidiomycota; Agaricomycetes; Agaricales; Mycenaceae.